Temnothorax curvispinosus is the source of this 897-nucleotide messenger RNA. RefSeq names its product YLP motif-containing protein 1-like. The transcript is spliced from 3 exons. Lineage: Eukaryota; Metazoa; Arthropoda; Insecta; Hymenoptera; Formicidae. The record is from RefSeq and is a predicted model, not a curated record. The annotation marks the transcript as partial.
CAACAGUCAUCCGGAGGAACUGGAACCGAGCCGGAAUCGUCCAACGACACUUCUAACACGGACAAAAGUGGAGCGCGAGGUAGAUCGGACAGCGCCAGCAGCGGCACCUCUUCGCUCAGUUCCGACGAGGAGGGUUCUAAAGCGUCGCUUUCGCUCGAGUUGACGGGUCUUAACACGUUAACGCUCUUCCCCAAUGCCGCUAAUGAGAACGAUGAAAAGAAAGGGGGAGAGGAAGGUGCAAUCGGUUGGUCUGCGGCGCCAACUUUGGUAGAACGUCAACGAGAAAAUCUCACCGAGCGAUUGAAACGCGAAUUCGGACUGUUCCUCAGCGAUGACGAGGAGGAGAGAGCUCGCAAGCAUGGUUUGACAGCCGAGGCGAUACUAAAGGCACGCAAAUCUCCGCCUCAAAACUUGAUAGUCGGCACCCCGCCGGGAUAUCCGGGAGUGCCGCAGUUACCUCCGCAGCCAUAUAUACCGCCACCCGGCUCGGCGUCCAUCCAUUAUCCCCAGUUCCAGAGCAAGCCUGGUACGGUGCAGUAUCCCAACUUCGCGGUACCACCGCCGACCACGUCCCAGCAACCGAUGCUCAGCACCGCCGCGCCGUCGCAAGCGAUCGCGGUUGGCAAGCAGACGCAGCAGACGCCGUUCUUAGUACCCCAGGCAUCCCAAGCGCCACCGGGUUCCAAUCCGUAUCCACCGCAAUUCGUCCCGCCACCGCCGCUGCCGCCGCCUGCGGCCACGGGAACGGCGGUGCCGAUCUCGAAGUUCCCGUCGGCGACGCCGCCACCGCCGCCGCCGCCGCCGCCCCCGCCCCCGGGCACCCAGGUGUCGUACCCUUCGGCGCCGUCGGGACAACCUCAGAAGCCGUUUUUUAACCAUCCGGCGCCGAGGUCGUAA